GAGGAGGUACAAGAGGAAGAGGAAGAGGCGGAGGAAGAAGAAGAAGAGAUUGUAGAUGAAGAUGAAUAUGGUGAAGAUGAAGAGGACUGGCAGGCCGGCGAGGAUCUCUGGUGAUGGCUGCGCACCCCGUUCCGCCAGAGGGCGCGUCUGUACAUAA
This is a messenger RNA of Dibothriocephalus latus, 157 nucleotides long. Lineage: Eukaryota; Metazoa; Platyhelminthes; Cestoda; Diphyllobothriidea; Diphyllobothriidae. The record is from the annotation of a GenBank genome assembly.